Molecule: messenger RNA, 2059 nt
Organism: Hippoglossus stenolepis (Pacific halibut)
Lineage: Eukaryota; Metazoa; Chordata; Actinopteri; Pleuronectiformes; Pleuronectidae
Gene: riok2
Product: RIO kinase 2 (yeast)
Exons: 10
Coding region: 140-1714 (524 amino acids)
Biological process (GO): protein phosphorylation; maturation of SSU-rRNA
Cellular component (GO): preribosome, small subunit precursor; cytosol; nucleus
Molecular function (GO): protein serine/threonine kinase activity; ATP binding
Source: RefSeq, a predicted model, not a curated record
AUGACGUCAGCGCGCCAGCCCGAAGUAACGUGUGCUCCUCUCGUGGAACUUCCGCCCUGCACGUGUGUUUACUGUGCCACAAGCUAGCUAACAGCCACAUUAGCAUCAUCCGUUAUUACACGGUAACUGUGUGUGAAACAUGGGGAAGCUGAACGUGGUGGUGUUGAGAUAUCUGUCCAGAGAUGACUUCCGGGUCCUCACAGCGGUGGAGAUGGGGAUGAAGAACCACGAGAUAGUUCCAGUGAGUCUCUUGUCGUCCAUCGCGAGCCUCAAACACGGCGGCUGCAACAAGAUUCUCCGAGAACUCGUCAAGCACAAGCUCAUAGUCUACGAACGCUCAAAAUCUGUGCAGGGCUACAGGUUGAACUACGGAGGAUAUGACUACCUUGCCUUGAAGACUUUCUGCGCCAGAGAAGUGCUCCUUUCAGUUGGCAACCAGAUGGGAGUGGGUAAAGAGUCAGACAUUUAUAUUGUGGCGAGUCCAAGCGGGGAGCAGUACGCACUGAAGCUUCACAGGCUGGGUCGCACGUCCUUCAGGAACCUAAAGAACAAGAGAGAUUACCACCAACACAGGAAGAACAUGUCCUGGCUUUACCUCUCUCGCCUCUCUGCCAUGAAGGAGUAUGCCUACAUGAAGGUAUUGUACGAUCAAGGUUUUCCCGUUCCCAAACCUGUGGACUACAACAGACACGCUGUAGUGAUGGAGCUCAUCAAUGGAUAUCCACUGUGUCAGGUACCUAAGCUCCAGGAUCCAUCAGCCCUGUACAGUGAGUUCAUGGAGCUCAUAGUCAAACUGGGCAAUCACGGCCUGAUUCACGGCGACUUUAAUGAGUUCAACCUCAUGUUGGAUGACCAGGACCACAUAACACUGAUCGACUUCCCUCAGAUGGUGUCCACGUCACAUCUAAAUGCUGAAUGGUAUUUUGACCGAGACGUGAAAUGUAUCAGAGAUUACUUCGCAAAACGAUACAAUUAUGAGAGUGAGCUCUUUCCAACCUUCAAAGACAUCACGCGGUCAUGUUCUCUAGAUGUUGAAGUCUCAGCUAGCGGCUUCACCAAAGAUCUGCUGAGAGACAGCGAAUUUCUACACCCAGCAGGACCUGAGGAAGAGGAGGAGGAAGAUGAUGAUGAUGAUGAAGAGGAGGAGGACAACAAAGAUGAAGAGGCAACAGAUGAGGAAGUAAAAAGAGAAGAGGAGAAUGUGGACAUGGAGGAAUACAAACAUGCAAUGCUGGAACUAGAAGGUCUGAAAGUCAGCGAUUCACAUGUAGACAGACAAGAUGAGGAGGAGGAGGAAGUGAGUGAAAAGAGGGAAGAACAGAAAGAGACUGAAACAGCACCUGCUGCCACAAGGGAUGAAAAACCAGAGGAAGGCGUAGAGGAAGAGUUGAAGGAAGCAGAGGAUGAGUGUUCAGAACUUUCCACCGCCAACAAAGAGUUCAAACCCUUCAGAGACUCGGACAGUCUCCUGCACUUGGCAGAACACAGGAGGAAGAGGACGGACAGUGAGGGCACAAUGGGCAGCAUAGGGAGCUGCUCUACCAUACCACCAGACGUGGUCCGUCAGAAGGUGCGGAGGCAGCUCACCAAACAGCAGAAGGCGGCACAGAGGAGACGUCUGCAGAAGGGAGAAGCCAACUUGGUUACCGAAUCUAGGAGGGACAACGAAAACAACAUCAAGUCUAGUAUGGAUGGCGCCGACUUCUGGGGAUGAAUGGGACUGCAGUGAUGGGCAGACGGCAUUCAUGUCAACAUGCCUUUUGUUUGGACAACAUGCAUGUGACAUGGGUCAUCCUUCACUGUCUGAAGAGUUUUAGACCCAUGAUGGUUCCUGGAAAAAUCCAACAAGACUUUGGGAAACCUGAGGGAGGAGUUACAAUUUAGAUCUGAAGUGAAAACAUUGUGAAUCUAUUUCCCUGUAUUUCACUAGGUGGCUCCCCUCAAUGUAUAAUGAUGAAGAAACAAUUGUCUGUUUGAGCUGCUGUGGAUUAUAAAGCUGUAAACACAGUCUAAUGUUGGUAUAAUGAAUCAAUUUGACAAUUAAACCAUUUAUAUGUUA